AUGUGGUACGGAAAGCGCUAUGAGCAACCUUUUGCAGAAGAUACUCCUAAUACACAAAUGUGGUACGGAAAGCGCUAUGAGCAAACUUUUGCAGAAAAUACUCCUAAUACACAAAUGUGGUACGGAAAGCGCUAUGAGCAACCUUUUGCAGAAGAUACUCCUAAUACACAAAUGUGGUACGGAAAGCGUUAUAAGCAACCUUUUGCAGAAGAUACUCCUAAUACACAAAUGUGGUACGGAAAGCGCUAUGAGCAACCUUUUGCAGAAGAUACUACUGAUAGGCGACAGAAGUAUGGAAGGCGCUAUGAGCUUAAAUUCAACAAGCAUGCUCUCUCUAACUCAACUGUGUUUUUCUUGCCUAAUGAUCUCCAUGCAGAAAUUAAGAAGCGCUUUUCGGUGGAUCCUGAAUCACGUCAAGGCAAAAUGUUAAAGCAAACUAUAGAGAAUUGUGAGUCACCGAGAAUUAAAGGAGAAGAUAAAUUUUGCCCCACAUCUCUAGAGUCCUUAGUUGAUUUCAGUGUGAAACAUGUUGGAAACAAAGCUCAAGUCCUUAUGAACGAGAUAGAUAAGCCUAAAAGGGAGCAAGAGUAUACUAUCAAAGAAGUAAAAUUUAUAGGAGAAAACCAUGUGGUGUGCCAUAAGCUACAAUACCCAUAUGCUGUGUAUUAUUGCCAUGCACUCAAGGGCACUAAGGUUUACACAGCUCAAGUGGUAGGAGCUGAUGGCACAAAAGCUAAAGCAGUCGCAGUUUGCCACACAGAUACCUCAGCUUGGAAUCCAGGACACUUGGCCUUUUUGGUUCUGAAGAUGAAGCCAGGUGAAGGAACUGCUUGCCACUUCAUUAGAAGUGAUACUUUUGUCAUGGUUUCCAAUUAA
Manihot esculenta (cassava) is the source of this 876-nucleotide messenger RNA. RefSeq names its product BURP domain protein RD22-like. The coding region runs from base 1 to 876 and encodes 291 amino acids. Lineage: Eukaryota; Viridiplantae; Streptophyta; Magnoliopsida; Malpighiales; Euphorbiaceae. The record is from RefSeq and is a predicted model, not a curated record. The transcript is spliced from 2 exons.